AUCACUGAUCGCAGCCUUGAGAGUGACGAAGCUGGGGCUUGGCUACGAUACGUUCUUUACUGGCAGCAUUGACAAACUACCGGGGCGCAGGGUUAGCAGCCAUUCCCUGAAGUGCACAUGCAUUUCAUUUGCCACGAAAUUUGGGGCCAACCCGAAUGAGAUUCUCCUUCUUGGUUACCACUGCGGAGGGUAUCAGAUGGCUAUCACGUACGGUAGAGAUGCAGCUUCUCCAUCUGUGCUUCUGCUGGAGAAGGUUUUGAAGGCUGUGCGUGAUGGACGGUUUCGCCCAGACGAGACCCGCAGUGGACGUUUUGUCAGCGUGUCCAAACCUGUGCCAAUUGUCGAGAUAAAGGACGAAGAGUUCUCCGUUGUUUCCGCAGGAUCGCUUGUAGAGGAGCCUAGAAGUCCUCCUGAGCCACACCCCGAGGCGGAUGAUGAUCAGCGUGUGACGACUUCCUCCUCCAGUGAGUCCUCCACUUCACCCAGCUCUCGUGGGGCAGGCAAGCCGAGUGUGUUCGUUAAAACAUUCUUGCCAUCGGCGCCGGAGGGUAUGUCCACCAUUAUCGAGAGCGAAGCUGCUUUCGAGAAAAGGUGCUUGGAGCUCAAGAGUGAUGGCUCUCUUCUGGCGGGCAUGGCUGGUCAAGGCUUGAAGAGUUAUCGUUCGCUUGCCUUCGCCCUUGGUACCCCGCAGACUGCACCUAAUGAUGCGGCUUAUGAGGGGCUAGCGGCAAAGGUGUAUGCGACUGGAGCCCCUAGCUUGGGAGACUUGGCCACGGUUCGUCAGCUGCACUUUGAGGCAACCACUCUUGUGAUCCAAACCUACAAGGAGCUGGUUCACCAAGAGUCUGCUGAAUCCAGCAUGCGGAAGCUCCCGCUUCCCGAAAAGCGGGCGAGGAGGGAGAGCCAAAUCAAGCGGCUGGCUGGCCUCAGCAUCGAAGGAGAGCUUGAUCCUUCUUUUCAGCUGAUUGACAGCUGCAAUCAUCAGAUGGAGACCUCCAUAAUCUUUUGGCUUGCUCCUUCAAAGUGUCCGAAAAGAGAGAUCGAGGUGCUGGCUGGUUUUCGUGAGAAGCCGUCGACCCUUCAAGUGGAGCAAAAUGUUGUCAAGCUUGGGCAGGGUCCCCAAGCCUUGGAGUGCGACACCUCAGACAGCUUGAAGUGUCAGUGGGCAUGGAUGCGUACGGGGCUAGCCUACGAUCAGUGCAACAUGAUCUCGCAUGCCACGCAUCAGAAGUGGGUCCAACGUUUGCUAGACUCGUUGUCUACCACACCGCCGCCAGGAUACAGUGCCAUUAGUCUGUCCCAGUGCAUCCGCGCUGACAAGGAGCUCUUCCUGCUCAUGUCUCAAGAGAAUCUUUCUAGCUUCAAGGCCGGAGUUGGGGGGGUUCUUCCGUUGGACACGCUGAUGAAUAGGCUCAUGUAUGAUGUCAGAGUCAGCCAGUUUCUGCUUCCUCUUCCCAAAGGCAGUGCAGCCGGCAGUGGCGGGGACAUCAGAGGAAGCGUUGCCAUCUUUGAGUGGCUGUUUAAAAGCAGAGGUGGGAAGAACUGGGCCUGCAAAACGCGUGUGCACUUCUUCUCCGCCUAG
Messenger RNA from Symbiodinium pilosum, 1582 nucleotides. The record is from the annotation of a GenBank genome assembly. NCBI's taxonomy places the organism in Eukaryota, Dinophyceae, Suessiales, Symbiodiniaceae.